GCAAGGGCCUUGGCGCGGGGCAUUGUGGGAGGUGGACGCCGCUCCGGGGCGGGUAGGUGCCCCAGGAUGGAGCCCCCACGGGGCGUGGUGGUGGGGCAGCAGGAGCAGGAGGAGCGGGAGCUGCUGGCACGGGCCUUCUUCUCCUGGGCUGAGUUCAGCCGCUUCUUCGACGCGUGGUGCCAGCAGCGGCUGGCGCUCUUCUUCAUCCAGAGCUCCAUGCACCUGACGCGCUGCCACUGGGCCAGGCUGCCCCCGCUGUACACGCUCAUCGACGUGCUCAAGUACAGCUACGUGCGGCUGGUGUGCAAGGACGUGCGUGCUCCCAGCCGGCCCGCCAUGGGGCACCACGAGGCGGGCUGCCCUGCCUUCAUCAUCGUCAAGCUGAGCCCCCUGCGGGACCGCCUGGUGGUGACGGAGUGCCAGCUGACCCACUCGCACCCGGCCUGCCCCAUCGAGUUCGCCUACUACUUCCGCCCGGGCCGCCUGCUGGCCAACACCUGCCUGCCGGUGCGCACCACCAACAAGAUCUCCAAGCAGUUCCUGGUCCUGGCCGACGUGCACCGCCUGCUCUCCUACUGCAAGGACCGUGACCACAGCGUCAUCGACGCCCUGCGCGUGCUCCAGGGGCUCUUCCACAAGGACCCUGAGGCCAAGGUGAAGCUGGUGUUCAUGGAGAACCAGGCGGUGGUGGAGACCGUGUUCUUCCUGACGUCGCGCACGCGGGCGCUGCUGCGGCGCUUCCCGCGCAUGCUCCUGGUGGACCGGCUGCCGGGACUGCAGGGCGCCCUGGACCUGCUGGCGGUGCUGUGCGUGGACGGCGCGGGCCGCGCUCGCCAGGCUGCCUGCUGCGUGGCGCGCCCGGGCACGCCGAGCCUGCUGCGCUUCGCGCUGGCCUCGCUGCUGCAGAGCGUGCCGGACGUGAAGGGCCGCGUGCGCUGCCUGACGGCGGGGCCCGAGGUGACCGCGCAGCUGCCCGCCGUGCGCCAGCUGCUGCCGGGCGCGCGCGUGCAGAUCUGCCGCGCGCAGGGCCUGGAGACGCUCUUCAGCAAGGCGCAGGAGCUGGGCGGCGCCGGCCGCGAAGACCCCGGCCUGUGGCCCCGCCUGUGUCGUCUGGUCGGCGCCUUGUCGCCGGCCGCCUACGCCGAAGCGCUGGUGGAGCUGCGCGCCCACGGCCCCGCCGCCUUCGUCGACUAUUUCGAGCGCAACUGGGCGUCUCGCCGCGACAUGUGGGUGCGCUUCCGCGCCUUUGAGGCAGCCCGCGAUCUGGACGCGUGUGCCCUGGUGCGCGGCCACCGCCGGCGCCUGCUGCGCCGCCUCAGCCCGUCGCGCAGCAUGGCGCAGUGCCUCCGCGACCUGGUGGCCAUGCAGUGGGCCGAUGCGUCCGGAGAGGUGGCGCUCGACGGCGGCGGGGGGCCUUGGCUGGAGGGCGAGCGGUGGCGGGGAGCCCAGGUAGAGGAUGAGAGAGCCAAGGGCCGGGAGAACGGAGACUGGGGAGGGGCCCCCACUGAAGGAAGUAUUUGGAGAGGCGCCCAGUUAGAGGAGUGGGCCAGGGAACUGGAGACCAGAGACCGGCGCGGGGCUCAGUCAGAACGGGAGAAGGAGAGAGGAAUGCAAAUCCGAUAUUGGAGAGGGGUCCAGCUGGAGAACCAGAAGGUGAGGGGACUCGAAGGGAGUGUCUGGAGAAGGUCCCAGCUGGAGAGCGAGCACCGAGGCUGGAGGGGGGCCCAGCUGGAGGGUGAGAGUGACUGGGGACUAGAAGGUUACGUCUGGAGCGGGGCCCACGUGGAGGACCAGGGGCUGAGAAGUUUGGAAGGGUACACCUGGAGGAUGGCGCAGUUGGAGGACCGAAGGGUGAGACCUCUGCAGACCGCGGACGGGAGGACCCAGUUCGACUGGGCCAGGGCCAGGGGCCUGGAAGGAGGCAGCUGCAGGGGCGUGCAGGGGCCUGAUGCAAAAGUCCCUGGACUGAAACCCAGAGACCAGAAGGGGCUCCCGGUGGAAGCGGAGAAGGGAGGGAGGGUGGAGGUCAGGAACUGGAGGGGGGUCCAUUUGGAGGAGCCCCCGGAGCCGGUCCCUGAGAACAGAGACCAAAGGGCGCCCCACUGGGGACAGGAGAGGAGAGGGCCAGAAAUUAGAGAAGAGAGAGGAGUGUGGCCGGGGGUCAAAAGGAGAAGGGACCUGGAGGACGUCGUUCUGGUCCAGCUAGGGGACCCCCGGGUGACAGGCCUAGAGAAUGGAGAGGGAGGGGGGGCUCGGUCUGGGGGCCCCAGGAACCGAGGAGGGCAAGGAAGGGAGUGUAUGGACGCAGGAGGGCGGUGCCUAGGGCUGGGGAAUGGAGUCCUGUGCGGCACCCCCACGGGGACUGUGUUUGAGGGUGACCCUGAAUGGGCAGGGGACAGACUUCAGGAAGGAAGUGAAGGAGAAGGCCCGAGGGAACCAAAGAGACCUCGCUGCCCGUCAGAGCAGGAGGCGGACUGGGAGCCGCUGGCCAAGUUCCGCGCGGCCUGUGGGCCAGAGCUGGCCGACCUGGUGGCCGAGGAGCUGUCCUUCGCCAGGCAGCACGGGACCCGGGGUUUCCACGUGACUGGGGCUGGCUUUGCCCUGAAGGACGGCACCUCGGACUUCUUCCUGGACGGCGCCCUGACGCGCUGCAGCUGCUCCAUCCACGCUGCCCGCCAUCUGCCCUGCCGCCACCUCUUCGCGGCGCGCCUCCUCACGGGGGCGGCCUUAUUCCACGUGGACCUGCUCAGGGACUGCUGGGGGAGGGCCCCGGAGUCCUGACCCUCAGCC
Eptesicus fuscus (big brown bat) is the source of this 2790-nucleotide messenger RNA. RefSeq names its product zinc finger SWIM-type containing 9 (gene ZSWIM9). The record is from RefSeq and is a predicted model, not a curated record. Gene Ontology annotation, molecular function: zinc ion binding. Bases 67 to 2781 code for a protein of 904 amino acids. NCBI's taxonomy places the organism in Eukaryota, Metazoa, Chordata, Mammalia, Chiroptera, Vespertilionidae. The transcript has 4 exons.